Messenger RNA from Ochotona curzoniae (black-lipped pika), 7283 nucleotides. RefSeq names its product interferon-induced very large GTPase 1-like. Bases 3 to 7283 code for a protein of 2426 amino acids. Gene Ontology annotation, molecular function: GTP binding. Lineage: Eukaryota; Metazoa; Chordata; Mammalia; Lagomorpha; Ochotonidae. The record is from RefSeq and is a predicted model, not a curated record. The transcript has a single exon.
CCAUGGCCACAGGAGGACACAUCCAUGAUGAACAUCUGCUCAGAGAUGAAAGGAAGCAAAAUCUCCAAGAGAGGCUCAGAGCAGUGGGACUGGCUGCUGAAUACUGGUUACCAAAGCUCCAGGAACACUUGAGUGUGUUGAGUGUGACCUGUGCCCAGGCCUUACAGCACCUUGACGAAGAGAACCUCCAGAAGCUGAAAUCCCAAGCACAACAUCCAUGGGAGACAAGGGCCCUGGAGAAGCUGCUGCACCUGUCACAGUCAGGUAUUUCAGAGUCAAAGCAGUCUCUGGAACUGAUAAACCAAAAGCAGAAGCAAGCAAAACAGGCUCUGCAGGAGCUAAAAAACUUGUUGUCAGAAGGGAGGCAGCAGCAUGAAGAAGCAGUGAAGAGAAAGGAAGAGGAGCUGAGGCAAGCAAUGGAGAUACCUGAGGAGUACUGGCCACCACUUGAAAUGCCACUUUUGGAGGUCCUAGACAACAUGCAGAGACAACUCAGGCUCACAGAAGGGACCCUAACCCCCAGGCAAAACCUCCCAGAUAGAGAUCUGCUGAGCUGGGCAUCUGGCGGGCUGGCCCUGCAGGGAAUUUACAAAACCAGCCAACAAAGGGACCUGCUUGAAAGAAGAGAGGAGCUACUCACUGUUCCCAAGGAGCUUUCACUCCUUGGACCUGAACAGGGCACACAGAUGGAAAGUGUUGAAUUCACCUCCUAUGAAGCAGAGUCCAUGUUCACCCAGACAAUAGAGAAGCUGGGCUUCAGCUUAAGGAAAUCAGCUGAAGUUGUAGACUGGGAAGUUAGUCUAGGAGCUGGUAUGGAUAAUUCAGAAUCCAAGGAAAAGGAACAAUCACAUUCUGAACACUUUUAUUACUGCUCAGUCAAGUUCAGCUAUGUUCCCCUGGCCUCAUGCCACUUCUCCAUGAAUCAACUCCAGUUAUCCAAGGCUGCUCUGCAGGAAUUGAAGUGCAUUGAAGACCUCCUGGAUCAGACCUCAAGCUCUGACAAACUCCUCACAAUGAGGUGCAAGAUUGAAAACUUCUUCCACAGGUUUGGCUCUCAUGCUAACCAAGGCCCUCUGCACUUGGGAGGAAUCUUCUGGUGGAAGGCCAUUUCAGAGGGUUUCCAGAGUGAGCAACUGGAAGAUGUAAAAGGACAAUCAGCGAAGGCUUUGGAUAUUUAUAUCAGGGGCAGCUAUGGUGGCUUAGGAGUGAAUGUUCUUGCAGGUAGGAAGGUGUCUAGCACAUAUUCAAAAGCAGACAUUCAGAGAGAAACUUUCCAAACUCUCCAAACCAAAGUGCAACUGUCUGUGGCCAAGACAGGUGGUCCACCAGAAGCAGAUGGAUUCAUGCAAUGGAAAGCUGGCCUCACUGCUAACAAUCAAACCUGGUGCAUUAUUGACCGGGGACAGCAGCUGGUACCCAUUUGGGACAUCAUCCUAUUUAACCAUAAAAAUGAUUUUAAUAAUGCCCUCCAGAUGGCUCAGUAUCUUAAAGACACUUAUACUACUAUCACAAGCCUCAACACCCAGAUUCAGUAUGGGGAAGAACUACAGAGUACUGAUAAGGAAGUUAGAGAUUUCCUAAAGAAUGUGAAAUCCUGGAAAGCAUCAGAUCCUGAAGAGCAGCUUCAAAAGUUAAUAGACUUCAUGCAGAUGUUGAAACAAAAAAUGAAAAGUUAUGACACAUGGAUCAACAUAUGUCUUACAAGUGGAGAUCUUCAGCAUUUUCUAAUAAGAGCAGUCAAUUUUUGCAAGCAGGCUUCCACUUACAAAACUAAAUUAAUCAAAUCUCAAUUGCAAAGUCUUCUGGAUCCUCACAUCUACAAAGUAACAAACUUUCCUGAGGCUCACUCCAUCAUGCAGUGGAUCGUCCAGUCGGAGAGAGAUGCAGAGCCACAGCAAGAAAAUGUCUCCCAGUUUUCUGAAUUAAUUGACAUCUUAAGAAAAACCUACAAUGAACUUAUGGAUUCAAAUAUGAAUUCUGAGUCCCCAGAGUCAAUAGAAGCUGCUCAAAAGAAGGCCAAUUAUGAAAUCAGCUCCUUCUUCAAUUACCUCCAAAAAACAGGGCAGACAGACACAUACCUCUUGUUACUUUCCAUUGCAGUUGGUGCAGGAUACCAGGUGGUAAACAAUACUUUUCAGUGUCUAGGAGCAAAUGAGCUAAACUUCUUACUGAAUGAAGUCAUGACUGUCAAACAUGAAUACCUGAAACACAAAAGUAUUUCUGCCUAUAGAGCCCAGGCAUUCCUAAUGCUCAGAGGUCUGACAGCGACAGUUGGAAGCACAGCUGUUUCUCCAGAAGACAAAAGACAACGUCUGGAAUUAAUGAAGAAACACAUGGGGCAGCGUUGGUCUAAAGAGGUGGACUAUGUCCUCAGCAAACCUAGAAUAGAUCAUGAUUGGGACACACUAGAGAAAGACCUGAGAUUGCUCCUUGAUGGGGAUUAUGAAGCCACUAAGUCUUCCUUACAAAUGGACAAAGUCGAAAACCAAUUGGAAAGUCUCCUCCAUGGAAAGAAACAAUCCGAAGAAACACAUGAACAUGAAAAUAGUGAAAGGAAAGCUACAGAUAAUGGGCCCUUCCUAGACAUACUUCAACAGCUAGGCUUAGAUCAUUACUAUCCAAAAAGGAUGAGCAGAGCUGAUUUCCACAUUAUCUACAAGAAGUCUGUGUACAACACCCAUCCCAGUUCUGAAAAAGAGUUUCCUUUCUAUUUCCUGCAGAAGCUGCUAAUGUUGGAUUAUAGCCUGAGACAUUUGGUGGUCAGAGAUGAUAGAGACACAAAAUACCAUGUAGACUUAAUAUCUCCUGAUCAGGAUAAUGAGACUUUUGAUCCGUAUGAAGAGUUUAUUGAAGAUAAUCCUAGUUCUAAACCUUCAUCCACAAAGCGAUCCCAGCUCAACAAGCCCCACAUUCACCCAAUGGAUAUUCAGAUGACAAUUUUUCACUGUGUAGAUGACUUUGCCAGGCAGUAUAUUAUGGGCAAACUUGCCAUUUGCCAAUUUGCCCUUCCCCUUGUAGUGCCUAAUCCUUGCAGUUCUCAGAUUGAAGUCUCCCUCUGGUCUCUCAGGCAAAUCAGGAAAAGUUGGCAAGUCAAGAAAUCACCAGAUGAGAAGAUCAGUUACAGGAAUCAACAGAUAUGUUCUGUCUCUACUCCCAUUGUGUCCUUCAUAAGAGUUGGGAAUGGCCUCUUGGCUUCCAAAUCUCAGAUCAUGAACUGUAUUCUGAGUAAACACAAACAUGAUGUGUUUUUUCACCGCCACUGCAGAGGAAGCACAAAAGACUGUCUCUUGAUGGAGGGUGUGGUGGAAGUCAGCUGGUACUGUCCUGGGGGUGACAAUGGGGACAGAUUUGACAACUGUGUGACCUUCACCAAUCUUCAUGGAGAUGCAAAGGAACAUAAGCAGCAGCUCACCUUCCUGCAGGAAAUCUCUUCUCUCAUUGUGGUCCUCAUGAAAUUUUCUGAUAUCAAUGAAGAAAACCGGAAGCUUAUUCGUGACCUAUCCCAGUCAUCAAAACCUUUCAUCUUCUUGCUUGAUGACAAAGAAAAAGGCAUAUCCAAUAGUUCUAGUCAGAGAGUAAGAAUUGGUAUCAGGAACAGAAAUAAAGCAGAAUUAACAGAGGAAAUUGCAACAGCAAUCAGGCACUUGUUAGACUCCUCUGACACCUCCCUCAGCCUGGAAGACUGUUCCAUGAUUGCUCGCCAGCAAGGAUUCCUUAUUGAUGAAGAUGAGAGAGAGUGUAAGGAAGGCAAAGAAAAGGCACAAAAUGUAAUGUCCCUCCUGUCAGAAACAGCGUUAUCUCACGUGAAGGAAAACUUUCUGCCCCUUCAGGGAACACUGUGGCACCAGUGGUGUAAGAAGGACAGAGAACUCUACCAUCUGACAGAAAAGGGAAAUCGGAGCAUUGAGCAACACAAGAGUGACACACAGAGAGAGAAAAGAGAGAUACGGCAAAAACAGUUGAUCAAAGCCUUUCCUCUCAAUGAUUUAAUGAGAUCUGUUCUUGAUAAUCUUCAGGGAAAUUCAGAAAAUCACACCAAACAUUAUUUUUUACUAUGGUUAAGUGUGUUUCUGGAUGAUCUGACUGCAGGGUGUGUGGAACAGUGGCAUGAGAAGCAAAGGCCAUUGCUGCCACAGGUACAAGAAAAAGAGAAAACCAUGUCCAAGAAAAAUUAUCUGCAAGACCAGCAAAGUAAGAUGGGAGGCAUCUCCACAGAAAAUCAUAACUGUGUCCUUGGAGUUGAGCAACUUUUCAGAGAAGUUGGUCAGAUCUAUGAAGCUCUGAAAGAAACAUCCUCCAAAAAAGAGGCUCUCUUUCAUUCCCUUCCUGAAAUUGCUGCAGAUCUGAUGAUAGCUGGUGUUCCCAUUGAACUGAUGGAUGGGGAUGCCUCAUAUGUGCCUCUAACUUGGAUAGCAGCUGUUUUUGACAAGCUCACUGAGAAACUUGGAGACAAAAAGUUAUUUGUUCUCUCUACCCUUGGCCUGCAGAGCUCAGGCAAGUCCACUCUGCUGAAUACACUCUUUGGGCUGCAGUUCAGAGUCAGUGCAGGCAGAUGUACCCGGGGGGCCUACAUGCAGCUCCUGAAGGUGGAGGAGACAUUCACAGGGGAACUUGGCUUUGACUUUGUGCUGGCUGUGGAUACUCAAGGUCUCCGAGCCCCAGAACUCAACAAUAAAUCCCAGAAUAAGGACACUGAGUUGGCAACCUUUGUCACUGGACUUGGAAACUUGACUCUCAUCAAUAUUUUUGGUGAGAAUCCAUCAGAGAUGCAGGAUAUCCUACAGAUAGUUGUCCAAGUCCUUCUAAGGAUGAAACAGGUAAAAAUCUCACCAAGUUGCAUCUUUGUCCAUCAGAAUGUGGGGGAAGUUACUGCUGAAGACCAACUGACAGAAGCACGUAGGAAAUUAGUGCAAAGACUAGGUGAAAUGGCAAAAUUAGCAGCAGAAGAAGAACAGUGCUCAGACAUCACCUGCUUCAAUGAUGUUAUUAAGUUUGAUGUCAACACUCAAGUCUACUACUUUGCUUACCUCUGGGAUGGCAAUCCUCCAAUGGCCCCUCCCAAUCCACGCUACAGCCUCAAUGUCCAGGAACUGAGAAGUAAAAUUCUUAUGAGUGCCAAACAGGAAUCCAAAGGAAGCAUCAUGAAGAUAUCAGACUUAAAAUUCCGAGUUCAAGAUUUGUGGAAAGCUCUGGUGAGUGAGAACUUUAUUUUCAGUUUCAAGAACACCCUAGAGGUGGUGGCCAUGAGUAAACUGGAAACCAUGUACAACCAGUGGACUUGGGAACUGAGGAGUCAUGUGCUGGACUUGCAGAACCAGCUGAACAACCAGAUUAAAAAUGGGAAAAUGCAGACACUCAACAGAAACACAGUUAAUGUUCGAGUUACAGAAAAAUAUGAAGCCAUCAAGCAAGAAUUUGAAAAUUUUUUAACUGAAGAUCCAGAUAAUGAAAUACUAAUUCAAUGGAAAGCAAAUUUUGAGCAUAAACUCUCCAUGCUUAAGGACACACUUGUUUCAGAGAGCUUUCAAAAAGCUGAUGAACUUAUUCAUUUUAAAAAAAGUCAAGAAAAGCUGGAUAAGAAAAAAGCAGAAUAUGAAAGAGAAUUAUUGGAAAAGAGCAGGAAGUUGGCUUUAUCUAUAAAGGAUAAAGAGCUAAGCAAGGAAGAGGUACAGAAGAUAUUUCAUCAACUUUGGACAAAAUGGGUCCAUGAUGUGUCCUCAACUUUCCCUCAAGUUGAAGAGCCUGACAUUGAACUAGAUGCUGAAAACAUUCUUUUGAAUUAUUUCAAAAGUGAGACAAAUAUAGUGGAAACACUAGGUAAAAAAUCUGGAAAGGUAUUUCAAAUGGAUUACACUGAAUAUGUUAAAAUGAGUAGGAACUAUUCCAUUUCCAGAGAUCAUUUAGAAGCACAUGAUAAAGAAGCUAUUAAUAGGACUAGUAACCACAUCUUUACAAGAUUUGAGGAAACUAUUAAGGACAUUCGUUUGCAACAGCGUGAUUACAGUUCCAGUGAUUUCCAUAAAAUCCUGAGAAUAAUAGAAGAGGAAGUGGAAUCUGAAACCACAGCAAAAAAAUAUUCCUUUACAAACAAAUAUAAGAUUGACAUGUCUUUGCAUUUAUUUCAAAUAGCCUCACAGUAUUUUAAGGAAAUGCAUGAGGCAUUCAAGAGAGCAAAUGACCCUGUUUAUUAUUUGGAGUCUAAGAAAGGUGAUUUCUUCAUGAGUUUUGAAAUCUCCAUCCAAGGAGCAACUUCUAUUAAAACAUUUGUUGAUUUUCUGUGGAACAAGCUCUCCCCAGCUGUGUCCAAAACCAUAAGGGAAAAGGCAGUCCCUAAAAUUGCUGGGGACAUGAGAAAUACUUGCCCUGAAUUCAAUGGAAACCGAGCUAACUUGGAGAAACACAUUCUCAUCUCUCUGGCAGAGGAAGAGAACUUUGAAAAGUAUUGGCAAUAUAUUCAUUAUCCAAAAUCAUUUUUCAGGAGUUACAUUGAAACCCAAAUUAGAAAAUACUGUUCAGGAUCAGGAGCUGAAGCAAUACAGGCUUUUUUAAAACUAAGUUUAGAUGACAUCAAGAAUGUCCUACUCUCUGCUAUUCAUAAAUCCACAGCACAAGCUAAAGACAAAAGCAGCACUGCAUCUGAGUGGUUAGAUUUGUUCUGUGAUCACCUUGGGAGCAACCUCAUCUUCCCAAGGAGUGACUUGAUAAGCAUUGAACACCAGGAGAUUAAAGACAUGGAAUUUCUCAAGGAAGCCAUGAGUGCAGAUUUGGAUCCUGCAAUGGAGACAGUUGAACAGAAUUGCUUAAGUAUACCUGUAGAAGAAUUCAUUCCUGCAAUUGAGAAAAUACUCUAUGAACACCUGUGUGGCUGCUGGAAACAGUGUCCGUUCUGCAAAGCCAUCUGCACAAACACAAUUUCUGCACAUGAUGGAGACCACAGUGUUCCCUUCCACCGUCCUCAGGCAGUCAGUGGAUGGCAUUGGAUAACCACAGACAACUUGACCAUUGAUUGCUGUACGAGUUUGGUGGCAAGUGAUUACUCAUUUUUGUUAAGUGAGGAUGAAAAAUUCCCAUAUAAGAACUAUCGACAGGCAGGAGGGGAUUAUGCCACAUGGAGCAUCACUCCAGACUCAUCCAGCCAGCCCUAUUGGAAGUGGUUUGUCUCUCACUUCAGAUCAAAUCUAGAAGAAAAACAUCAGAAAAGAUUUGCAGGUAAAGGUCAAAUUCCUGAUGAAUGGGCCAGAAUCACAAAGCAGGAAGUGCUUGAUGACUUGAAAACACAGUAG